UGUGCCUGAAUCCAGCCAGGCGCUGGGGAUCUGGAACUUGGGAGCGACCCAUAAAAGACACAGCCUUGGACAAGAAGCUCUUGGCUGCAGCUUAUUUAUUGUGAGGUUUGGGCUUGUCCUGUGCAUUCUACAUGACGGACUGCACCUUUCCCUUCACCUCUGCUGCACAACGCUCAGUGCAAAUGGAUGAGGAGCAGCUGGAUCAGUGGAAGUACUCUCGACAAGUAAGACCCCAAUACCACCACCGUGAGUGCAGCCGGAGCCCAGCUGGCCAGGGUUAUCUGAGAAGCCGCUCGGAGCCACUGGAGUGCCGGGACCUGCUCGUCCAGAACGCGCUCUUCACUGGGGACCUGGAGAGGGUGCAGAAGUACUUCAGCAGGAACGCAGCUGUUAAUCUCAUCAUUGAGACCAAGGGUGAUGAGCUGCGCUGGACUAGUAGGAAAUUUGGACUGUGGUCUCUGAGCUAUGAGCAGGAGCUCACCACGCCACUGCACAUCACAGCCAGCCGGGGCUACACAGAUUGCCUGCGGCUCCUCCUGCUCAGGGGCGCUGCCGUCAACUUUGCACCAGGGGGUAAGACUGCCCUGCAUGAGGCUUGCGCAGCAGCCAGUACAGACUGCGUGAGCCUGCUGCUCAGCUUUGGUGCUGACCCCGAGGCUGUCUCUGAGGAUGGCUACAAGCCCAUGCAUCUCUGCAAGAGCCCAGAAUCUAUCGAGUGCGUCCAGCAGCUGCUGCAGCAUGGUGCCAGUGUGAACAGUCGGACAGAAGAGGAAUGUGACACAGCACUGCAUGUGGCAGCACGGCACGGCCUAAUAGACCACGUCCGCCUGCUGCUGCGCCAUGGGGCAGAGCUGGAGGCAAAGAAUGAGGAGGGGCAGACGCCACUGAAUGCUGCCUGUGCUCAGCCCCACCAGCCCCAGGACAUGGAGCGCUACUACAGGGUCUGCCAGCUGCUGGUGGAAAGUGGUGCUAGCAUCAACGCUGCAGACAGGGACCGUCAGCACCCACUUCACUUGGCCUGCAAGAAUGCCAAUGCUCAAGUAGCAGAGUUACUGCUGGCCCGGGGUGCACACGUCAACAUCAUGAACUACAGUGGGAACACGGCACUGCACAAUAUCCUGCAAGCAACUGCAUACAAGCUAGAUCACCAUCCGGAGCUUGUGGUGCAAGCCCUGCUCAACUACGGUGCCAUCCGCAUCUGGCCUGGCUCCCUCCUCAAGGUGCUGCGGUACUGCCACGCCUGCCCGCGUGUCAUCGAGGUCCUGAUGAACAGCUAUGACCAUGUGCGUGUCUCCGCAGACUGGGUGGAGGCAGUUCCAGCGGAGGUUGUGCAGAAAUACCCACGUUUCUACCAGUCACUUUUCUCGCUGGAGCAAAGACCUCGCUCCUUGCAGCACCUGGCUCGCUGUGCACUCAGAACCUUCCUGGAGGGCCGUUUGCUUCCAGUCCUGUCCCAGCUGUACCUGCCAAGCACCUUGCACCGGUUCCUGCUGCUCGGCUUUGAGGAUGUUCUCUACUAAGGGCUGGGGUUUGAGUCCCACUGUCUCUCUGUGCAGAUGUUCCACCCCUACCAGCACAGCCUGUGCCUCUCCAGAUAACCCCUUCCCUCCUGCCAUACUGUGUCAGCCCCCCUCUGCCAAACCUGCUGCUGUCCCCGCCAGCCUUGUGCUCUGUCUCCUGCACCCAUUUUGGAGCAUUCUGUUCACCCAGCCUAAAGAAGACAAGCUCCGGACUCACUAAGAAAAGCAAGAGAUGAGGAUUAGGGCAUUUUGUGGGACCAGGAGCAAAUGUGCUGGAUUGAUCUCAGUUUUUCUCAGAUCUACAAAUUCUAACUGAACCAGGAGGCUCUGCUGCCCUGGGCAUUUGUUGGGAACUUGUCUUUUGUCAAGUAGUUUACAGUUUGUACACAAGGGAGUUUGGAAUAAACCCUAGUCUUUAUGCCUACCAGAGUACAACUUCUGCCUUGCCUUGAAGAUUGCCUGAUAGGGCUUCGCCAUGAGACUAUCCCUGUGUAGCAGCAGGUGCACUCAGACCUAUGCAUUCACCCGCUCUUCAAAGGACCAGAAACAAAUGUGAUGGGUGUAGGACCGAGGCCUCCGAAACAAACACUUCCCAUGCAGUUGCAAUGUCUGAGGUUGUCCUGCUUAGGGCAGGACAACAGUGCUCGUGCCAGUACUGGGCACUUGGGUUUGGGGUGAGUAGGAUGUGCACUCUGAGAGCAGUAGUCCCCUGGGUACAGAGCAGAUGGCCCCUGUGACAGCCCAGCCAGCGUCUGCCAGAGCCUGAUGCAAGGCCACAUGCUGGUGCCUGGGCUGUGCUGCACUGUGAACAAGGUAAAGGAUAACAUUUGCUUCUGCAAUUUAAAUUUGAGGUUAUAAAGAGAUCAGAGCACUAACCAGCCUUUAACAAUUUCCUGGAAGCUAAUCCUGUUCCUGCUUCUGCCUCAGGGAAUGCCUGAACUGCUGCUGGCUGGCAGGAGAUGCACUAGGACAGCCCUACAAUGUGCUCCUCUUUGUGCACUGGUCUUCUGAGGCCUCUUAAUGUCCACAUCAACACCAGGGCACUGGAACACACAUAUCUGAAGGCUAAGCAGUUUGACAUACCCAGAGCUUCUGUCUUUUUCUGCAUCUGUGUGGAUACAGGGUAUAGCUCUACUCCCCUAAUUAUCACCUCUUUGCACAGCUAGUCCAUGCUGCUCUGAAGUAGCAAGCUUGAAAUAACAAUGUGAGUUUCCUAGUGCAUGCACACCAGUGAUGCACCACAGCAUGAAUGCUAAUGGGAUACAAUAGGAACGUGUGGUCCUAUGCUCACAAAGUGCCGGGAAGCUGGUGUUGACAGUCUGUGUCCGGGUAAUACACUCACUGUAGAGAUGGUAUAACAAAAAGGAUCAGCAACCUGCUUUAUGACACCUGUGGGCAGGGAUGUGAGAUACUGGCUUGAGGUGAUGUACUAAGACUGUCUGCAAAACAGGGAUGAGGGGAGCAGGGAGUGAAAGCUUUGGAAUACCCUGGGUAAUAACCCUUACUCAUACAAUGCAUCGGGAAUGCAUUUGCCUUGAACCAGAGCAGGAAUCCAGCCUGAAGUCACCACCUCCCAGCUGUCCAUACUCACAUGGCUGCUCAGGGUGAUCUGUUUAUGGGAGCAGGUCCCAUAGCCUUGGCAUGAAAACAGCCUGCAGACCAGUGCAUGUGGGGCUGGCUUACUGUCCUUCUUUCCAGCACUGUCCUGCAGUAGUGUUUGUUCAAUAAUGUGUACUCGGCCACUAAGAUAGUAUCAUCUUCGUAAGGAUGGGAUAGGACUGAAUCUAAGGGUCACUGGGAAUGUCUUUAGGGUAUGCGCUGUUGUUUCUGCUUUGGCAUUCACCUGGGGUUUUGGGCAGAGCAGUCAGCAAGAGACACCCUCGUGACUGGCUGAAGUAACAUGAGCCCACGGCCACGAGCCAUGUCCCCUGUGCAUGCUAUGCCCAGGAGAAAAAAAAAAAAAGAAGCAUCCCAUUUCUA
Anas platyrhynchos (mallard) is the source of this 3500-nucleotide messenger RNA. RefSeq names its product ankyrin repeat and SOCS box containing 10 (gene ASB10). Gene Ontology annotation, biological process: intracellular signal transduction. Gene Ontology annotation, molecular function: protein binding. Lineage: Eukaryota; Metazoa; Chordata; Aves; Anseriformes; Anatidae. The record is from RefSeq and is a predicted model, not a curated record. Gene Ontology annotation, cellular component: cytoplasm.